GCGCGGGCUUCGGCAACGAGAAAGUGCUGCUCUCCCGGGUCACCUGGCCGGCGGCGGGGGGACCAUGGCUUUGAAGGACACGGGCAGCGGCGGCAGCACCAUCCUGCCCAUUAGCGAGAUGGUCUCCUCGUCCAGCUCGCCCGGCGCGCCGGCAGCCGCCGCCCCCGGGCCCUGCGUGCCCUCGCCCUUCCCCGAGGUGGUGGAGCUGAACGUGGGAGGCCAGGUCUAUGUGACCAAGCACUCGACGCUGCUCAGCGUCCCGGACAGCACUCUGGCCAUUAUGUUCUCGCCUUCCAGCCCCCGGGGCGGCGCCCGACGCCGGGGCGAACUGCCCAGGGACAGCCGGGCGCGCUUCUUCAUCGACCGGGACGGCUUCCUCUUCAGGUACGUGCUGGAUUAUCUGCGGGACAAGCAGCUCGCGCUGCCCGAGCACUUCCCCGAGAAGGAGCGGCUCCUGCGCGAGGCCGAGUACUUCCAGCUCACCGACCUGGUUAAGCUGCUAUCGCCCAAGGUCACGAAGCAGAACUCGCUCAACGACGAGGGCUGCCAGAGCGACCUGGAGGACAACGUCUCGCAGAGCAGCAGCGACGCGCUGCUGCUGCGCGGGGCGGCGGCCCCCGCGCCCUCGGGCCCCGGAGCGCACGGCGGCGGCGGUGGCGGCGGCGCGCCGGACAAGCGCUCGGGCUUCCUCACGCUGGGCUACCGCGGCUCCUACACCACCGUGCGCGACAACCAGGCGGACGCCAAGUUCCGGCGUGUGGCGCGCAUCAUGGUGUGCGGGCGCAUCGCGCUGGCCAAGGAGGUCUUCGGGGACACGCUCAACGAGAGCCGCGACCCCGACCGGCCGCCCGAGAAGUACACGUCCCGCUUCUACCUCAAGUUUACCUACUUGGAGCAGGCGUUCGAUCGCCUGUCCGAGGCCGGCUUCCACAUGGUGGCGUGUAACUCCUCGGGCACCGCCGCCUUCGUCAACCAGUACCGCGACGACAAGAUCUGGAGCAGCUACACCGAGUACAUCUUCUUCCGACCACCUCAGAAAAUAGUGUCACCUAAACAAGAACAUGAAGAUAGGAAACAUGACAAGGUCACAGAUAAAGGAAGUGAAAGUGGGACUUCCUGUAAUGAGCUCUCCACUUCCAGUUGUGACAGCCACUCAGAAGCGAGCACUCCCCAGGACAACCCACCCAAUGCCCAGCAGGCAACAGCUCACCAACCUAACACCUUAACAUUGGAUCGCCCUUCCAAAAAAGCACCUGUGCAAUGGAUGCCCCCACCAGACAAACGCAGAAACAGUGAACUCUUUCAGACGCUCAUCAGCAAGUCCCGGGAAACAAAUCUUUCAAAAAAGAAAGUCUGUGAGAAGCUAAGUGUGGAAGAAGAAAUGAAAAAGUGUAUUCAGGAUUUUAAAAAAAUCCACAUUCCAGAUUAUUUUCCAGAGCGCAAACGCCAGUGGCAGUCUGAACUGUUACAAAAGUAUGGGUUAUAGUAAUUAGCACAUUCCUGCAGUAUUUCGAUGACAUUCAAUGUUUACUACUGUGUCACCACCUGACUGUGUCCUAACAAUGGUCAGUGUGAUUUCUUGCUGCUCUUCCUUUUUGUGAACAGUGGAUGUGGGACAGUAUUUUCUUUCAUCCUUUUUUGUUGUUGUUUUUAGAAAAAUGACUAAAAAGAAGAAAACCAAUAAAUGUUGAAUCAAAAUGGUAUAUCUGAUCAAACCAUUUUUGCAAGAAUGAAAGUAAAAUGUGCAUGAUCAAGAAACUUAGAAUCUUGAUUUUUGAACUGUGGUCAACUGGAUAUGUUUGUCAUUUUGUAACUCACCAAAAACAAAUCAUCAUAUCACUCCAAUUAAAAUGACAAUA
Equus quagga is the source of this 1859-nucleotide messenger RNA. Its product is annotated as BTB/POZ domain-containing protein KCTD8. The record is from RefSeq and is a predicted model, not a curated record. The coding region runs from base 65 to 1486 and encodes 473 amino acids. NCBI's taxonomy places the organism in Eukaryota, Metazoa, Chordata, Mammalia, Perissodactyla, Equidae. Gene Ontology annotation, biological process: protein homooligomerization; regulation of G protein-coupled receptor signaling pathway. Gene Ontology annotation, molecular function: protein binding. The transcript has 2 exons.